This is a messenger RNA of Exophiala viscosa, 1832 nucleotides long. RefSeq names its product L-lactate dehydrogenase. Gene Ontology annotation, molecular function: oxidoreductase activity. NCBI's taxonomy places the organism in Eukaryota, Fungi, Ascomycota, Eurotiomycetes, Chaetothyriales, Herpotrichiellaceae. The record is from RefSeq and is a predicted model, not a curated record. Bases 127 to 1689 code for a protein of 520 amino acids. The transcript has a single exon.
CUUUGCCUUAGUUGUCCGUUGGAGUGAAGGUAGAUACUAGUCCCAGCAAUAUUUACUAUAUAGCUUCGGUGAGUACGGCACGCUUUUCUGUUCCCUCCUAGUAUCGUGCCCCCAGACUCCUUCAGUAUGGCUCCUCGACAAAUCUCCGUGUCUGAGAUCUCGCAGCACAACAAAGACACCGACUGCUGGAUAGUCGUCGACGGCAAAGUAUGGGACAUCACCAAAUUCGCGCCAGAGCACCCCGGCGGUCCUGGCAUCAUAUACAAAUACGCCGGUCGUGACGCGACAAAAGCGUACAGCGAGAUACACUCCUCUGCAAUCAUCCAAAAAGGCUUACCGGCCAACGCGCUCAAAGGCACAAUCGACAGCUCGACCAUCACCGAAGAAUGGGCGAAACCCCUCUCAGACGAAACACCAAAAGCCAAACCAGCCUCAUCCUCAGAAAAGCCGCCUCUAGAAUCCAUCAUUAACGCCCACGACUUCGAGCUCGCCGCCCAGCACAGCGCCACGGCCAAAACAUGGGCAUUCUACAGCUCAGCCUCCAACGACCUAAUCACCAAAGAUCUCAACGCCUCACUCUUCCCCAAAGUCCUAUUCCGGCCACGUGUGAUGCGCAAAGUCGACAAGAUUGACACCACGACCACCAUCCUCGGCUACAGAGUCUCCUUCCCGCUCAUGGUCUCACCAGCCGCCAUGGCGAGACUGAUUCACCCAGACGGCGAACUGGCCAUUGCACGCGCCUCCAAAACCAAAUCUGUCAUCCAAUGUAUAUCCAACAACGCAUCGUACGCCGCCGAGGAGAUCGUCUCGCAGCCAGAAGUCGCGGACUACCCCUUCUUUUUCCAGUUGUACGUCAACCGCGACCGGGAGAAAUCCAACGCUCUGAUCAGACAAAUCCACAAAAGGAAGAACAUCCGCGGCAUCUUCGUGACCACCGAUGCCGCGGCUGCAGGUAAACGUGAAGCAGAUGAGCGAGUGAAAGCCGACGAGUCGAUUUCGAACCCGAUGAUGACGACCACCGCCAAGAACGACAAGAAAGGUGGCGGCUACGGACGGCUGAUGGCGAGUUUCAUCGAUCCAAACCUCCACUGGGGUGAUAUCGCGUGGUUGCGCAGCCAGACGAAACUGCCGCUCGUCCUCAAGGGGAUCAUGUCGGCGGAUGAUGUACGGCUUGCACUCGAGUACGGAUUGGACGGCGUGGUACUGUCGAAUCAUGGCGGGAGAAAUCUGGAUACCAGCCCACCAGCGCUGUUGGUCUUGCUCGAGAUCCACGCGCGCUUUCCCGAGAUCAUCACGCAGCAUCACCCAAGGUCGGCAGCCGUGCGGUCGGGCGCCGCAAAACCGUUCUCGAUAUUCGUGGACGGCGGUAUCCGUCGCGGGACUGAUGUGCUGAAAGCCGUGUGCUUAGGCGCGGUGGCUGUGGGGUUAGGUCGGCCUGUGCUGUUCGCCACGGGGUACGGACAGGAGGGUGUUGAGCAGUUGAUUGAUAUUGUCAGGGACGAGUUCGAGGUUGCCAUGAGAAAUAAUGGCAUUACGAGUAUUGACGAGUGUUCUCCUGAGUAUGUCAAUACUGGUGCUAUUGAUAAGUGGGUGGUGAAGCGAAGGGAUCAUCCUUAUGCUGUGAGUUGGGCGAAGGGCACGUUAGCGACGACGAGCCUGUUUGGUACUGGAAGAGAGAGCAAGUUGUGAUUUGUACAAGAAAUACCAAUAGAAAGGGAAGGACUUGGAAUGUUGGGGAUGUGAACAGCAUUCAUAGCCGGAGUAUAUGGUCUCUGAGCGGCAGGUGAAGGCUGCCGAACAAGAUCUAGAUCUUACAGACUGGCGAACUACCA